This is a messenger RNA of Glycine soja, 687 nucleotides long. Its product is annotated as thaumatin-like protein 1a. Gene Ontology annotation, cellular component: extracellular region. Bases 95 to 478 code for a protein of 127 amino acids. The record is from RefSeq and is a predicted model, not a curated record. Gene Ontology annotation, biological process: defense response. The transcript has 3 exons. Lineage: Eukaryota; Viridiplantae; Streptophyta; Magnoliopsida; Fabales; Fabaceae.
UCAUCACAAAGUGGGGAGAAUCACAACCACAUGCAGAAGGGGAAAACAAUCAUGGAAGCUCAAGCUCUACUGGCCCUCACUCUCUUAAGCAUCUAUGCCUCAGGCAAACCACAGUUAUCAUCAACAGGCUUUGAACUUCCAUGCAUCCAAGUCUUCAUUUUCCUUGGAUGCCCCAGAUGGGUGGUCUGGUAGAUUUUGGGGAAGAACUCACUGCUCCAAGGACCCUUCAGGAAAAUUCACAUGUGGGGGUGCUGAUUGUGGCUCUGGUGAAAUCCCAUGCAAUGAUGCAGGUGCAAUUCCACCAGCAUCUCUGAUGGAACUCACACUAGCCUCAGGACCAAAUAUGAAGAGAGCUCCUCUGGGUAAGGAGAAAGCUCCAAUUCCAAAACUGAACCUUUUGGGACUGGAUAGAGCUACUAGCAUCAAUCUGAGUCAUCUGGGAACACAAGUUAUAAACUGGAAUACAAGUAUAUUUUGAAUUAAAUAAAAAUUAUGGCAAGUAAUUAGUAAUUACUACAAUGCUAGUUAGAGUAGUUUGAAACAAACUUGUCAUACUGCUUCUUCUAUUGAUAUUUUUUUUAUAUUAAAGAACAAGCUGUACUACAAUGGUUAUUUUUACAAGAAUGGAUAUUCUUAAGGAUUCAAUUAAUAGCUAAAGAAAUAUGAUUAAAUGAUUAGUGCGGGAAU